Molecule: messenger RNA, 480 nt
Organism: Fusarium tjaetaba
Lineage: Eukaryota; Fungi; Ascomycota; Sordariomycetes; Hypocreales; Nectriaceae
Exons: 1
Coding region: 1-480 (159 amino acids)
Source: RefSeq, a predicted model, not a curated record
AUGCAGCACCCAUUCGCCGAAAAGCCUCUCGGUCCAGCUUUACACGGACUUGAUGUCGGCCAGUUGAAGGAGAACCGAGACAAUCAAAUCACCUUUAACAUGAAGGAUCAAGCCACUGGUUGGUUCCAUAUUUUUCUCAGUGCUGAUUGCCAGCUACUCCCGGGCUUCCAUGCUGGUACCGUUGCACGACUCGGCCUCGGGCCUUGUGCUGGCCUCGUUGUCCGUCUUGAAAUCAUAGUCAGGCAAUUCCAUCAGCUACAUUUGCAUUUCAAGUUUGGCAUCCGCAAUGGUGGUGAACCUGUGAUCUUCAUGGAUUUAAACGUCCCCCUUGAUUACAUUGUUGAUGCAAUCACUCUCAACAGCAUCAAUGCAGAUAACAUGAACUCUCUCGCACCUCUCCGUAUGUUCAAUGCUAUCGACAUUUCGGAGCUCGCGAGCCGUGUCAAGGGUUCCGACGUUCUGGGCGAAAAGCUGGUCUAG